CUCCGUCCAUUCACAAAGAGCGUUCAUUUCUGUUUUCUCUCUCCUCUCUUAUUUCUCUUUUUUCCUUUUUUUUCUUUUUUUUUGUUUUUUUUUUUUUUUCCUCUUUCGUUUUUUUUUUCUCUCUUCGUUUUAGUUGAUUUCGAACCCUAAGCUAAAAAGGGGAAAGAGGUCUUUUCUCGGGAAACAAAACAGAUAUUUUUCCAUCUCAUUCAUCGCAGUGAGAAAAAAAGAUGCAGAAUCCGAGGCUCAAACAACAGCAACAACAACAACAACAACAACAACAAGCUAUGAUGCAGCAAGCUUUGAUGCAACAACACCACUCUCUCUAUCAUCCUAGCCUUAUGGCUCCUCCUCCCCCUCCUCCUCAGAUGGAGCCUCUACCAAGUGGAAACCUUCCUCCUGGUUUCGAUCCCACUACUUGCCGCAGUGUGUAUGCUGGCAACAUUCACACGCAGGUCACUGAGGUUCUUCUUCAAGAAAUUUUUGCUAGCACCGGCCCUGUUGAGAGCUGUAAGCUCAUCAGAAAGGAUAAGUCAUCAUAUGGAUUUGUUCACUACUUUGAUCGAAGAUCUGCUGGUUUGGCUAUCAUGUCUCUUAACGGCAGGCAUCUGUUUGGACAGCCUAUCAAAGUUAAUUGGGCUUAUGCUACUGGUCAAAGGGAAGACACAUCAAGCCACUUCAACAUAUUUGUCGGAGACCUCAGUCCAGAUGUUACUGAUGCAGCUUUGUUUGAGAGCUUCUCUGCCUUCAAUACUUGCUCGGAUGCAAGAGUAAUGUGGGACCAGAAAACUGGACGCUCGAGAGGCUUUGGGUUUGUUUCCUUCCGCAAUCAGCAGGAUGCUCAAAAUGCCAUAAAUGAAAUGAAUGGUAAAUGGUUAAGUAGCAGACAAAUCAGAUGCAACUGGGCGACAAAAGGUGCUACUUUUGGCGACGACAAACAUAGCUCUGAUGGCAAAAGUGUCGUUGAACUCACAAACGGCUCAGAGGAUGGUAGAGAGAUCUCAAUCACAAACGAAGAAGCUCCUGAAAACAAUCCUCAGUAUACCACUGUGUAUGUAGGAAACCUUGCUCCUGAAGUAACUCAGCUUGAUCUACACCGCCUGUUCCAUACACUUGGCGCUGGAGUGAUUGAAGAGGUCCGUGUCCAGCGAGACAAAGGCUUUGGUUUUGUGAGAUACAAUACUCAUGACGAGGCUGCUCUUGCUAUUCAGAUGGGCAACUCUCAGCCUUUCCUCUUCAACAGACAGAUAAAGUGUUCAUGGGGAAACAAACCAACUCCAAUAGGCACAGCCUCAAACCCGCUUCCACCACCAGCGCCAGUGGCAGUCCCUGGUCUGUCCCCAAUGGACCUCUUAGCCUAUGAGAGGCAACUGGCUCUAGCCAAGAUGCAUCCUCAGGCUCAGCAUUCUCUUAGGCAUGCCAAUGCAGCCGGAGCAAGUGCUGCUAUGUACGAUGGUGGUUUUCAGAAUGUAGCUGCGGCUCAUCAGCAGCUCAUGUACUAUCAGUAAUAAACUCUUGGUGCCUUCGCGCUGAGAUACCUUUUCUUUCUUUCUUCUUAAUUUUAUCACUUUCUUGUUUUCAUUUUCUAGACCUUGUUCAGAGUCUUAUGUAUGUGUCUCUCUCUCAUUUGAAGUCGCUGAUUUUAUAUGCAUGCUUGCUGGUUCGUACCCUGAGUCUUACUUGGCUUGCAAGCAAGCAAUAAAAUAACGUUGAAAUAAAAUGGAGUUUGGUUUGGGUUCUA
Messenger RNA from Brassica oleracea var. oleracea, 1741 nucleotides. RefSeq names its product oligouridylate-binding protein 1A. The record is from RefSeq and is a predicted model, not a curated record. The coding region runs from base 231 to 1508 and encodes 425 amino acids. The transcript has 11 exons. NCBI's taxonomy places the organism in Eukaryota, Viridiplantae, Streptophyta, Magnoliopsida, Brassicales, Brassicaceae. Gene Ontology annotation, molecular function: mRNA binding.